Molecule: messenger RNA, 672 nt
Organism: Rhodotorula toruloides NP11
Lineage: Eukaryota; Fungi; Basidiomycota; Microbotryomycetes; Sporidiobolales; Sporidiobolaceae
Exons: 3
Coding region: 1-672 (223 amino acids)
Source: RefSeq, a predicted model, not a curated record
AUGGCGGGCAUCGAAGCGGCGAAAGGCAUCGCCAACGCCGUCAACGACUCGGACAACCCUUCCGAAAUCCUCUACCUCGUCGCCUGCCACUUCCUCUCGCAACUCGAGAACCUCCUGCAGACUUCGGUCGUGACCGACUACCACCUCACUUUCACGAGCAAACUGUCGCCCGGCUCAACCAUCGGGAAACACAUUCGCCACCUCGUCGACCACUACCGGUUGCUCCUCGAAGGACUGAAGCAGUCGAAUGCCUCGUCCUCCUCGUCUUCCUCAUCCUCCUCGUCUUCCUCAUCCUCGCAACCUUCUCUGCUCGUCGAUUACGACGUCCGGACACGGAAUCAGGAAGCCGAAACGUCGCAUGCAGCCUGCCUCGAAUCGGUUCGCAUCCUGCGGGACCGCAUCGCGCAGGAGACGGGCGAGGGAAAGUCGGUCGACCCCGAACGGAUAGUUAGGCUCAAGGCAACGACGCCGGUGCAGGUCGAAGUUGGGACUACCUUUGCGCGAGAACUCUGGUUCGCAAGCUUCCACGCAGUGCAUCACUUUGCUCUUCUCCGGGUCAUCGCAACGGGCGAACUCGGCCUCGACGUCGCCACAGACUUCGGCGUUGCUCCUUCCACCCUCGUACAUCGCCAAGAAGACAAGGAGGAGUCGAAGGGACUGUCGAAGCUGUAG